Molecule: messenger RNA, 1883 nt
Organism: Scatophagus argus
Lineage: Eukaryota; Metazoa; Chordata; Actinopteri; Scatophagidae
Product: photoreceptor outer segment membrane glycoprotein 2-like
Exons: 4
Coding region: 739-1827 (362 amino acids)
Biological process (GO): visual perception
Cellular component (GO): membrane
Source: RefSeq, a predicted model, not a curated record
CGAUCAUCUGUAGGGCCCAACAUGAAGGACGACAGAUAGCUCAUCAGGGCGUAAGAUAUGUGGACACGCUGUAAUGGACUUGUAGCUUCCUGCUGAUGGUCCAGCUGGUGAAUGGGGGGGUUUGAGAUUUCUCAGCUUAUUAGAAGGCUGAUUAGCUGUAAGGAGAUUAGACAUGUCGCUUAACAGGCGCCUCAACACUGUUUUUCUUAGCCACAAUAUUCGCUUCACUCUUGUGAAACUGUGGCAGAACCCACCUGCUCGUGGAUGAUAGAAAGUUGGAGGGACGACAGACAAGCAGCUGGAUCUCUGACGGCUUUAGGACAACAAGUGCUCAUAUCCUGGUUGUGUCUCGGAGAUGUGGACUGCAGUCAAGAGCACCAAGAAUACCUCGCUAAGCUCCUUAUGAUGCUGUACAGAGAGCAGCCGGUGGCCUUCUCGCUCAUCUCUCCUCCAGCUUUCCUUUGAAGAGAGACCCACUCUGAACACCGAAUCCUGACCCCUGACCUCUCAGACCCCUGCUGACUGAGGCCUACGACUGUAUGAGCAACUGGCAAUGUGGCCCACUGGUUCAUUAGAACUGGAUUUGAAACCGAGUUUGGCUUUAUGAGUGAGUGCCAGGAACUUCAGAUUAUGGGUAGCACCUGGGGGUUCUAAGGGGUACAGUGCGGUAAGAACUCCCGUUUUCAACCAUGUUUGCGGCCGCUUGGACGUGACACACGUAAGAACCAUAGCGCUGACAUGGCAGUCGGUAAGGUAACCUUCACUAAGGUGGAGAGAGAAAAGCUAGCGGAGGUCCUCUGCCUGCUCAACUGGAUCUCCGUGCUGACAGGGGCCAUCCUCUUCGGCCUGGGUUUAUUCCUCAAAAUCGAGAUUCAGAAAUGGCAGGAAGUGAUGUCAGACCAGGGAAUCCUCUACGUACCAUAUACACUGAUUACCACAGGCCUGGCAGCCUGCUGCAUCAACUUCUUGGGUGGAAAGAUCUGCCUGGACUGCACGGACACCAACAAGUUCCUGCGCUGGAAGCUGGUGAUGAUGCCGUAUGUCAUCUGCACUUUCUUUUUCACCUCUUGCGUCCUGGCGGGGGCGCUCAUGUGCUAUAACAUCCGUAGUCAGCUGGAGGAGUCGCUGUUCCUGGGCUUAAAGAAUGCCAUGUGGUACUACAAAGACACGGACACACCGGGCCGCUGCUACCUGAAGAGGACUCUGGACUUGCUGCAGAUCCAGUUCCAGUGCUGUGGGAACACUGGACACCGAGACUGGUUCCAGGUUCAGUGGAUCAGCAAGCGCUACCUGGACAUGACCAGCAGCAGCGUGGUGGACCGCCUGAGGAGUAACGUCGAUGGGAAGUACCUGACGGACGGCGUUCCCUUCAGCUGCUGCAGCACCUUCUCCCCUCGGCCCUGCAUACAGCAGCAGCUCAGCAACAGCUCGGCCCACUUCAACUACGACCAGCAGAGCCAGCAGCUGAACCUGUGGAGGAGAGGCUGUCGACAGGCCCUCAUGGACCACUACACCAGCAUCAUGCAGUCCAUUGGCCUCACUGUGCUCCUCAUCUGGCUGUUUGAGCUGCUGGUUCUGACAGGAGUCCGGUACCUGCAGACAGCCAUGGAGAACGUUCUCCGUCUGGGUGAUCCAGACUCAGAGUCCGACGGCUGGAUUCUGGAGAACAGCCUGGCUGAAACAGCCUGGUCCAACUUCAAUAUCAUCAAGAACCUGGGGAAGUGUUACCAGGUUGAUGACGACCCCAACAUCAAUGUCCCAACCUUCAGAGCUGAGCAGGAGGUUCUAUCCCAGCAGGUCCCUGUGACCAGCGAGCCUCCAGCCUGAGGAGUCAAGGACCCCUGAAAGACCCCGAUGAGCUGCAACAUGCCGGGUUCAAAACA